Molecule: messenger RNA, 1213 nt
Organism: Bombyx mandarina (wild silkworm)
Lineage: Eukaryota; Metazoa; Arthropoda; Insecta; Lepidoptera; Bombycidae
Biological process (GO): lipid metabolic process
Cellular component (GO): periplasmic space
Molecular function (GO): glycerophosphodiester phosphodiesterase activity
Source: RefSeq, a predicted model, not a curated record
AUGCGGGGCCGUGUAAUAGCCCUAUGGUUACUACUUGGAGUAUUAUGCGCCGGUGGUAUAACUGCCAUACUGGCCUUCACCCUUAACAGAAAUCCAGGAUCUUCCUCAAUUGAUUAUGACGCAGAUUUCUGUCAGCCGCUCAUUAUCGCUCACCGUGGAGCCAGUGGCUACGUACCAGAACAUACUCUCGGCGCUUACGCUCUUGCUGUUGCAAUGGGCUCUGAAUACAUAGAACCGGAUGUCGUUAUGACAAAAGAUGGGCAUCUAAUAGCGAGACAUGACAAUGAACUAGGAUUGACUACUGAUGUCGCAGAGCAUCCACAAUUUGCUACUAGAUAUCGGACGCAGUACGUCGACGGGACGUUAGUUAGAGGUUGGUUUACAGAAGACUUCACUCUUGCUGAAAUCAAAAUGUUGCGUGCUAUAGAACGUAUACCAGAAAUACGCCCGGGUAACGUUAGAAUGGACGGCAGCUUUGAAAUCCCCACCAUGCAAGAAAUUAUUGAUCUAGCAAAAGGCAUGGAAAUAAGUUACGGACGACGUAUUGGUAUCUACCCAGAAAUCAAACAUUCUACCCACUUUCAACAUCUGGAUCUCGCUAUGGAAAAACCAUUAGUAGAUCUACUUCACGAAAACGGAUACACGGGACCUGAAGCUCCCAUUUAUAUUCAAUCGUUCGAAGUCAGUAAUCUAAAAGAAUUGAGUCAGAUUACUGGUAUCAGGUUAAUACAACUGCUUGGAGGAAGAAAAACAGCCCAGCCAUAUGAUCAGGUACAACUUGGUUCUGAUCUUACAUAUGGCGAUAUGGCUACUCCUGAGGGCCUACGUGACAUCGCAAGGUACGCUUAUGCAGUUGGACCUGAAAAAUCAUAUAUCAUACCUCGUGACGAAAAUAACAGGCUAGGUCAACCAACAAGUUUUGUUCGUGAUGCCCACGCAGUCAAUUUAAAAGUGCACCCAUACACGUUUCGUGCCGAAAAUCUCUAUCUGCCCGCAGAACUACAAAGCGAUGAUCCUUCGCCAUCAGCAAUCGGGAAUUUCAGAGGUGAACUCAAAGCAUUUCUGAGUACAGGAAUAGACGGCAUGUUUUCUGAUCAACCUGAUAUCUCUGUUCAAGUUAGAGGGCCCUGCGAGUGAUUUUCAUUUUCUUUCCGAGGACGCCUACGUGAAAAAUAAUGUACAUAUAUGACAUUACCACACGUGAAGUAAUUAA